CCGGCCACGAUGUGGGCGCCCGGCCUGCGCGUCGUGUCCCGCGGGCGCCACUCGGGCGCGGCCGGCCUGCUGUCCGAGCUGCGGGAGCGCGGCCUGCUCCAGGAGAUCGUGCCGGCGCGGGGCGCCGACGAGGAGCUGCCGGACCUGCUGGGCCCCGGCCGCGCGGGGGCGCCGCUGGUGGCCUACUGCGGCUUCGACCCCACGGCGGCGUCGCUGCACGUGGGCCACCUGCUCCCCCUGCUGGCGCUGCUGCACCUGCGGCGCGCCGGGCACCACGUCAUCGCGCUGGUGGGCGGGGCCACGGCGCGCCUGGGGGACCCGAGCGGCCGCGCGGGGGCGCGCGAGGCCCUGGGCGCCGAGCGCGUGCGCGGGAACGCGCGCGCGCUGGGGCGGGGCCUGCGGGCGCUGGCGGCCAAUGAGGGGGCGGCGGCGGGGGCGCCUGCGCGCGGGUCCUUCACCGUGCUGGACAACGCGGCGUGGCUCGGGGAGCGCCCCCUGGUGGAGUUCCUGGAGGCGGCGGGGGGCGCGUUCCGCAUGGGGGCGCUGCUGAGCCGGCGGAGCGUGCGCGCGCGGCUGGGCGGGCCCGGCGGGAUGAGCCUGGCCCAGUUCUGCUACCCGGCGCUGCAGGCCUACGACUUCUACCACCUGCACCGGCUCUACGGCUGCCGCCUGCAGCUCGGGGGCCACGACCAGCUCGGCAACAUCCUCUCCGGCCACCACUUCGUCCGCAGGAUGACGGGGAAAGAUGUUUAUGGGAUCACGGUGCCUCUCAUCACCAGCACGACCGGGGCCAAACUGGGCAAGUCCGCCGGCAACGCCGUCUGGCUGGACAGAGACAUGACCUCGCCGUUCGAACUGUACCAGUUCUUCGUCAGACAGCAAGACGACUGCGUGGAACGGUACCUGAAACUGUUCACUUUCCUGCCCCUUCCCGAGAUCGACCACAUCAUGGCGAUGCAUGCCCGAGAGCCCGAAAAGAGGGGAGCCCAGAAAAGACUGGCAGCUGAAGUCACAAAGUUUGUCCAUGGCGAAGAAGGACUCGAAUCUGCCAAAAGGUGUACCCAGGCGAUUUAUCACAGUAGCGUGGACGCCCUGGAGACCAUGUCCGACCAAGAGCUGAAGGAACUCUUCAGAGAAGCCUCUUUCUCAGAAUUGGUUCUCGACCCCGGGAUGAGUGUGAUUGACACCUGCCGGAAGGCCAACGCCAUUCCCGACGGCCCCAGGGGGUACCGGAUGAUCACGGACGGCGGAGUCAGUAUUAACCACCACCAAGUGACGGACCCCGAAAGCGUCCUGGUGCUGGGGCAGCACAUCCUCCGCAACGGGCUCUCCCUGCUGAAGAUCGGAAAGAGGAACGUCUACGUCAUCAAGUGGCUUCGGCUGUGACGGCCCGGAAUUCCGCAUCCCGGAGGGCCGCGUCCUCGCGUUUCCUGGCUCGCUGGAAGAAGCGGCGGAGCGUGGGGCGGACUGCGGUCCCGUCGGUCCUAUCUAUUAAGCGCCCGCUGCGCGCAGAGCACUGUGCUGAGCGCUGAAGUCUUCUCACGGUGUGAGCAGUUAUUUCGCCUUGAAUAAAGCUGGGAGGAGAGGAGUUCUCCUCGGUUCA
Molecule: messenger RNA, 1603 nt
Organism: Tachyglossus aculeatus (Australian echidna)
Lineage: Eukaryota; Metazoa; Chordata; Mammalia; Monotremata; Tachyglossidae
Gene: YARS2
Product: tyrosyl-tRNA synthetase 2
Exons: 5
Coding region: 10-1386 (458 amino acids)
Biological process (GO): tyrosyl-tRNA aminoacylation
Cellular component (GO): cytosol; mitochondrion
Molecular function (GO): RNA binding; tyrosine-tRNA ligase activity; ATP binding
Source: RefSeq, a predicted model, not a curated record